GGGCGCUUAAAAUAAUUCCGUGCGAUAACUCUGAGGAACCCUGGGGAAGAGGCUUAUUGUACCUAUGUUGCAUUGCCUCAUGGGAGAAACCGGGAGUUUCAAGAUGGCGGCGGCUUUGAAACCAAUAAUUCGAUGGGCCCAAAGCAAGGAAAAGUUGUUUUUAACGCUUGAGCUUACAGAUGUCCAGUAUCCUGCUGUAGAAUUGACAAGUAACCGGCUGGUCUUUCAAGGAUUUGGUCAUGGGGCCAGAGGGGAACACCAGUAUCAUGUGGACAUUAAUUUUUACAAGCCAGUGGACAUAACAGCAAGUAGCCAUAAAGUGCUGGAACGUUAUGUAGAGUUCUCCAUUGCCAAGUUACCCGGAGAGCAUGUGUUUUGGCCUCGUCUUAUUGUGGAUGAACAGAAGCCAGCAUGGUUAAAGGUUAACUUUGAUCGGUGGCAAAGUGAAGAUGCAUCUGACAGUGAGAAUGAUGAACAAGAACAGCAAGAAAAAUUAGAGAAUUUUAUGGCUCAAAGCAAAGCAAUGGAAUUAGAUCUGGAAAAUGAAAUUGAAAAAACAAAAAAAGAAGUUUUCAGAUUUAUUCGAACAUUCUAUUUGGUUGUGUAUAAUCUUAUGCAAGGAGCAUUGUUUCUUUACAUCACAUCAGUUCUUUUGUCCAAAGUAAUUUUUCAAGGAACAGGUGCCUUCCCUCAAGCUUAUGACACAGUCAGUGAUGUUUUAGCUUCUUGUCAGCUGGCUUCUUUCUUGGAAGUCAUUCAUCCUGUUGUUGGCAUUGUAAGAAGUGGAGCUCUGGCUCCAUUCAUGCAGGUCUUUGGAAGAAACUUGCUGCUUUUUUUAGUGGUUGUUGCAAAUAAGGAACUUCAUAAAGAAGCAGCUGUAUUUGGGCUCUUUCUUGUUUGGUCUCUCAUUGAAGUUGUUAGGUACCCAUUUUAUGCCUCUCAGGUGGUUGGAUUUAGAAUUGAACUACUGAUAUGGCUUCGAUACACAAUGUGGAUUCCUCUGUAUCCCUUGGGUAUUCUCUAUGAAGGUACUCUCAUUUGGAAGGCAAUUCCCUUGCUGGAUAAAUCGGAGAGAUUCUCUGUCAAUCUGCCGAAUGCAUUUAACUUCAGCUUCAGCUUUGCUUGGUUCCUGAGAAUAUACCUGAUCUUUCUCGUUGUUGGUGGCUGUUACAUGAUGAGGCACAUGUAUAUCCUACGACAACGUAGAUAUGGCAAGAGGAAAACAAAGACGAGAUAAGCAUGGAAAGGUUAUGCCAUUUCAUCCUGAAUGACAGCUUGAAAUCAAACGUUUACUGCUAUCAAUGGUGAUGGGAAAAGCGAGAUGUUUUUAAAUGUGGAUAUACAUGUGUAUGCAGCCUGUAAAUGUAAUAACUUUGCGUUUGUUUGUAUGAAGUAAAUGAUCUAAGUGAACUUUGAUGGUACAUUGUAACAAUGAAAGAGAUUAACUGGCAGCUGUCCUCGUAGCUCAGUGCAAAGCUGAUUUGCAAAGGUCGUUGGGUUCAAGCCUUUGGAGCCUGUGACUUUUCUUCAGUUUUUUCCCCUGCCAAAAAACAUGCAUAUCUGCGAAAAUCGCAUUCUCUUUUGUUGGUGUUCAUUUUAUUUUUCAUGUUUUUAUCAGGGGACACUAAAUAACAUAAGGGAAAAGUAAAGAUUGUGUGAGGUUCUCCAAAGCCACCUAUGGCAGCCUGUCAAUUUUUUAAUUCGAUUCACCUAAAAACUGACAGGAAUAAAAGAUGUACAUGGUCUGACA
Orbicella faveolata is the source of this 1750-nucleotide messenger RNA. Its product is annotated as very-long-chain (3R)-3-hydroxyacyl-CoA dehydratase-like. Gene Ontology annotation, molecular function: 3-hydroxyacyl-CoA dehydratase activity. The record is from RefSeq and is a predicted model, not a curated record. NCBI's taxonomy places the organism in Eukaryota, Metazoa, Cnidaria, Anthozoa, Scleractinia, Merulinidae. Gene Ontology annotation, cellular component: endoplasmic reticulum membrane. Gene Ontology annotation, biological process: fatty acid elongation; very long-chain fatty acid biosynthetic process; sphingolipid biosynthetic process.